Molecule: messenger RNA, 507 nt
Organism: Pogoniulus pusillus (Red-fronted tinkerbird)
Lineage: Eukaryota; Metazoa; Chordata; Aves; Piciformes; Lybiidae
Product: claw keratin-like
Exons: 2
Coding region: 100-507 (135 amino acids)
Cellular component (GO): intermediate filament
Molecular function (GO): structural constituent of cytoskeleton
Source: RefSeq, a predicted model, not a curated record
CUCUGGGCUGGGUAUAAAGAGCUGAGGGCUCCACAGCCUCCAUCCACCUUCCUGCACUCGGCUCUGCUCAUCCCUCAGCUCUCCCUGCUGCAGCCAAAGAUGUCCUGCUCCAGCCUGUGUGCUCCCUGCGGGGUGGCCGCCCCGGCCCCGCUGGCCGACACCUGCAACGAGCCCUGCGUGCGGCAGUGCCCUGACUCCACGGUGCUGAUCCAGCCCCCGGCCACGGUGGUCACCUUCCCCGGGCCCAUCAUGAGCAACUUCCCCCAGUACAGCGCCGUGGGCUCGGCAGGAGCCCCUGUUACGGGUGGCUUUGGAGGCCGUGGGGGCUAUGGGGGCCGUGGGGGCUAUGGGGGCCGUGGGGGCUAUGGGGGCCAUGGGGGCUGGGGAGGCUACGGAGGCUACGGAGGCUGUGGGGGCUAUGGAGGCUCUGGAGCCUAUGGCUGCUAUGGCAGCUAUGGGGGCUCUGGCUAUGGUGGCUGGGGCCGAGGCAGCUGUGGGAUCUGCUAA